Chlorella variabilis is the source of this 444-nucleotide messenger RNA. RefSeq lists its product as hypothetical. Bases 1 to 444 code for a protein of 147 amino acids. The transcript is spliced from 6 exons. The record is from RefSeq and is a predicted model, not a curated record. Lineage: Eukaryota; Viridiplantae; Chlorophyta; Trebouxiophyceae; Chlorellales; Chlorellaceae.
AUGCGCUUCGCCAUCCUGCUCUGCCUGGUGGCCGGGCUCCUGGCGGUCCCCGCCAUGGCCAGGCGCUGCCAGGACUCGUGCGAUGCCACCACCUGCGACCACCCGUGCUCCUGCGAGCUCACAGAGCUGCGCUGCCCGGGGGCUAGUGGCGGGGCAACGGGCACGGACUGCAACAACCCGUGCGAGUUCUUCGAGUGCGUCUGCCCUCCCUUCAACGUGCCCCGUGGCCAGGGCGGCCGCAGGCUGAUGGAUGCGGUGAAGGAGCCUCCCGAGUCGGGCAACUGCGGCCAGUUCGUUGAUACGUGCGCUUCAGAUGACGACUGCGCAAACAAUGAAAUUUGCGCACCGGUGGAGCACGUCACCAGCGAGAAGACCUGCCCCAAGACCAAGGAGUGUUCAUGUAACCUGCUUGCCAUGAGCUCACACGCCUACUUGAAACAGUAG